AUGACGGAAGGAGGGGGUGGUCUCAUCCGCCACACGGUGAGGAUUCACGACAUUCGCCAUCUUUGAGAGAGAGACGUCGAAUAUAUUUUCCAUCUUUUAAUAAGUUUUGUUUCUAGUACGCUUAAAAUAAAGCGCCGUGGUCUACUUGUAUAUCAAGUGAGAUGCGCUAUUGCACACGUGUGUACUCUCCGGGUGUCUGGAUCGACGAGUACAGCUGGGAAGAAAGAAUGGAGUAUCGCAAACGGAAGGCCCGGGAUUCGCACAGCAGCGAACGAGAAAACAAGUACAGAAGAACUCAUCGAUACCACAAGACUAAAGACGGGUUCUACCUAGAGAAUCGAAGCUUGAACCACAGUGUGGACUCGCGGGACAGGGAGACUUGGGAGCGCAAUUUGGAUGUGGCCUGCGGAGAGGACAGCCGUGACUACACCUUCAAAGACAGAGACCGUGAUUGGCACCAUUACAGCAAAUCAUCCGGGCGGAGCGGGCGCAGUCGAAGAAGCAGACGAAGCAGACACAGAGACAGAAGGCACAGGCGGAGCCACUCUCGCUACAGGUCGUCCUCGAGGAGGAGCCAUCGGCGCAGGAGCAGGAAAAGAUCCCGGAGUGUUGAGGAUGAUGACGAGGGUCACCUCAUCUAUCACAAUGGAGACAUGCUGAAAGCGAGAUAUGAGAUAGUGUGUACUCUUGGAGAGGGUGCCUUUGGAAAGGUUGUCGAAUGCCUUGAUCACCUAAACAAAGGAGCUCGAGUGGCUCUGAAGAUCAUAAAAAACAUUGAUCGCUACCGCGACGCAGCAAAGUCUGAGGUCGCUGUGCUUGAACAUCUCAAGUCCCUCGAUUCUCAGAGCAAAUACGCUUGCGUUCACAUGCUGGACUGGUUUGACUACCACGGUCACAUCUGCAUCGCCUUUGAGUUGCUGGGCCUCAGUACCUACGAUUUCCUCAAGGAGAACAACUUCGUACCUUUCCCCAUUGAGCACAUCCAGAAAAUGGCCCAUCAGAUUAUUCACGGUGUUAGAUUUCUGCAUAAUAAUAAGUUGACCCACACAGACCUGAAGCCUGAGAAUAUUCUUUUUAUUGCUUCAGAAUAUGAUUUGACUUACAAUCCAUCAAAGAAACGAGAUGAACGGACUUUGAAGAGACCUGAUAUAAAAAUAGUAGAUUUUGGAAACGCUACAUAUGAACAUGAGCAUCACACAUCGGUUGUUUCCACACGUCAUUACCGCGCUCCUGAAGUCAUUUUAGACCUUGGCUGGGACCAUUCCUGUGACGUCUGGAGCAUUGGCUGCAUCCUCAUCGAAUACUACCUUGGGUCAACCCUCUUCCAGACGCAUGACAGCAAGGAACACCUCGCUAUGAUGGAGAGGGUCCUGGGUCCGAUUCCUACGCAUUUCCUUCAGAAAACCAGGAAACAGCGCUAUCUCCACCACAACAAGCUGGACUGGGAUGUUGACAGCUCCGGUGGCCGAUACAUCAGGAAACACUGCAAGCCACUCAGGCGUUACAUGGUGUCUCAAAGUGCAGACCACCAGCAGCUAUUCGACCUCCUGGAGAAGUUAAUGGAGUACGAUCCAGCUAAGCGCAUCACGUUGGAUAAGGCGCUCCAGCACCCCUUCUUCUCCUGCUACCACGAGAGCAGCAAUGCAAGCAGUAGCUCCAACAAAAAGCUCUGAGCCUCGAAAGUGUUUCAUACCGUGACCUCUUCAACAGGGUGCUCGCUCGGUUCCGGCCUCAACGUCCUCACUCUCCAAGAGAGGUGAACGUACAUGACUGUAUCAGUCCUCUGCCUUUCUUCUCUAUGCCGGUCCUUGCCCAACAUUUAUUUACAUCUCAUGUGUACCAAUCGCCAACUGUCUAUUUAUUUGCCAUUCAUAAAUUACAUGCUUUGAAGAGAUGCUUUGAAAAUUAGAUUUGUUUUUCUCCAUCAUUGGUCCAAAUUAGUCUGUUAUUUUUGCAUUGUACAGUUCGUAGUGGGUGGUGUUAAUCAUUGUCAAUAAUAAAAAAUGUGUAUCAGCAAAAUUGUAUUGUAAAAAGUUAGGGGGCAGACAUUUUUUGUACUGUACAUAGAAAUGAUUGUGGUAUUUUGGUCUCUUGCAGUAUCGUGUUUUCUCAAUAAAUAUAAAUAAUGUCAAA
This is a messenger RNA of Syngnathus typhle (broad-nosed pipefish), 2133 nucleotides long. Its product is annotated as dual specificity protein kinase CLK1-like. NCBI's taxonomy places the organism in Eukaryota, Metazoa, Chordata, Actinopteri, Syngnathiformes, Syngnathidae. The record is from RefSeq and is a predicted model, not a curated record. Gene Ontology annotation, biological process: protein phosphorylation; regulation of RNA splicing. Gene Ontology annotation, molecular function: protein tyrosine kinase activity; ATP binding. Gene Ontology annotation, cellular component: nucleus. The coding region runs from base 162 to 1673 and encodes 503 amino acids. The transcript is spliced from 13 exons.